Molecule: messenger RNA, 457 nt
Organism: Asparagus officinalis (garden asparagus)
Lineage: Eukaryota; Viridiplantae; Streptophyta; Magnoliopsida; Asparagales; Asparagaceae
Exons: 2
Coding region: 25-351 (108 amino acids)
Source: RefSeq, a predicted model, not a curated record
ACCCGAUGGCUAAGUGAAGGAGAGAUGUUGGCGGCAUUGGGAAAAGACUCUUUGCUUUCUGUUCGUGGAGUUUGUGCCUUGUACAGGCGCCAAAGUUUGGAGGAGAAAUUUGCGCAAAGAGCACUUGAAAGAAACAAUAAGGGUUUCAGCAUAGCAGAUGUAAAGCUGGCUUCCUGUUAUGCAAAGUUCAUGCUUGGAGAACAAACACAAGGGGAUAUCCAAAGAUCAGUGCGUGAGCUGGACAGAAGGUAUCCUUAUGCAUCAGAUAGAUGCAUAACGAUUUCCAUGAGAUACUCGAAACAGCUCUUUAGCAUCUAUGAGAAGGAAGAGGACCAAUACUUUCACCCGUAGUGAGGAGAGAGCCUUAUAAAUACUAAAGACUGUCAGUCUCUUGUAAAUGGCAAAAGCAGUUUUCCUUGUGUAGUAUCUGACAAUUUGACUGAAACAUGGUAUCUGA